Molecule: messenger RNA, 1701 nt
Organism: Aspergillus vadensis CBS 113365
Lineage: Eukaryota; Fungi; Ascomycota; Eurotiomycetes; Eurotiales; Aspergillaceae
Gene: ptcG
Product: type 2C protein phosphatase PTC1
Exons: 3
Coding region: 1-1701 (566 amino acids)
Biological process (GO): protein dephosphorylation
Molecular function (GO): cation binding; protein serine/threonine phosphatase activity
Source: RefSeq, a predicted model, not a curated record
AUGUUCAGUGGCUCCUCGAGCCCACCCAAAGACAAGACAGAUUCCAUCACUCGUUCCGGUGCCAUUGACACGCCUCCCUUGAGCAUCCACACCGAGGAAGCCAGCAUCAGCCAGAAGAAGUCCUCUCCUCCUGGCGGCUUUUUCACCCGGCGGACCAGCGAGGACCAGAACAACUCUGGUGGCGAGAAGAAGCGCCGGAGUAGCACCGUCACCAAGGCAGCAUCCUUCUUCACCAGCGCUAAGAACUCCCUCAGCCUGUCGAGCAGUCCGCGCGAGAACUCCUUCAACAACUACACCAUCCAAGAACAGCCUUCGUUGAACAGGCUUGGGAGCAUGGACCCAGCUCUGAGUGUUCCCCAAGGGUCGUUUAACAAUUCGGCUGGAGAAUCACUUCCCACUUCUCGCUCUUCGUUCAAAGUUGGCGUGACAGAAGAUCGGAAUCGAAAAUGUCGCCGGACUAUGGAAGAUACCCAUGCCUACCUCUACAAUUUCUUGGGGACCCCCGCACCUUUAGCCCAGGCUGAGAACAAUGGCAAAGCCCUCCCGAAACCCCCCGCGACCGUCGUGGAAACCGACAACGGUUAUUUUGCCAUCUUUGAUGGACAUGCAGGCACCUUUGCGGCGGAAUGGUGCGGGAAAAAGCUGCAUCUUAUCUUGGAAGAGGUCAUGCGGAAAAACCCCAACACACCUGUUCCGGAACUCCUGGAUCAAACGUUUACCAGCGUAGAUCAGCAGCUGGAAAAACUACCUGUGAAGAACAGUGGUUGUACUGCGGUCAUUGCCCUCCUCAGAUGGGAGGACCGCGUACCCAGUCCGCAUUCUGCGACGGGAUCGGCGGCCCUUGCGCCUGCCGCUGCCGCUGCCUCCAAGGGCGACGCCGAUUCGGAUGCAGGUGAUACGCCUACUCAGGCCGCCGUAUCAGGCGGUGCGGCGUCUAUACUUCCCAAACUACAGGAGAAAUCCCUCCGUCAGCGUGUCCUCUACACUGCUAAUGUGGGAGAUGCCCGCAUUAUCCUGUGCCGCAACGGCAAGGCACUUCGUUUGUCCUACGAUCACAAGGGUAGUGAUGAGAACGAGGGGAAACGGAUAGCUAAUGCAGGAGGAUUAAUAUUGAACAAUCGCGUCAACGGCGUGCUUGCCGUGACUAGAGCUCUUGGUGAUGCGUAUCUCAAGGAUCUGGUAACCGGACAUCCGUAUACUACCGAAACCGUGAUCCAACCCGACUCAGAUGAGUUUAUCAUCCUCGCUUGUGAUGGUCUCUGGGAUGUGUGUAGCGACCAAGAAGCGGUAGAUCUUAUCCGCAAUGUGCAUGAUGCCCAGGAAGCAUCCAAGAUUCUGGUCGACCAUGCUCUUGCGCGGUUCAGCACCGACAACCUUUCCUGUAUGGUGAUUCGCUUCGAUUCUGACCGGGUGAAGGAUGUCAUCAACCGGACCGUGGAGCCUAUCGGCGUGGACGGAGAUCCUUCUUCUAAUGUGGAUCGCGGGAUGAGCGAGGCCGAUAAGAUCAUCGAAGGCGCCAGGAAGAGCAUGGCCAGUGCGGGAAUUGCAGAUGAUCCGACUACGGCUGCAAAGGCACAAGAAGAGAUUCUGCAGAAAAUGUCGAAUGAUGAGCCUGGGCCCGAGCUUUCCGUCAACGAGCACAGCCAUGAGCAGGUGGUCAACAACCUGAAAAAGCCUGAGCCGAAGAAUCCGAGUUCUUAA